Styela clava is the source of this 2802-nucleotide messenger RNA. NCBI's taxonomy places the organism in Eukaryota, Metazoa, Chordata, Ascidiacea, Stolidobranchia, Styelidae. The record is from RefSeq and is a predicted model, not a curated record.
UGAACUUGAAAUAAAACUAAAAGAAGGAAAAUUGGAAUAAAAUUAUUGCUCAACCCUAACCUGUUACACAUACUACCUAUGUUCCUGUAUCCUUCAUCUUGGUUCACAUACUACGGGAGUACCGUUGUUUGAAUAUUCCAGUUUUUGCUGCUUAUGUGCAUGUUGAAAUUAACAUUUUUGGAAUAUUGUAAAUUUUGUGAAAUGAUGAAACUAUUCUGCUGUUCUAGAUGUAAAAUAAAAUUAUGAUACUAGCAUGGGUAAAGGGCAUAGGUCAUAUAAUUUGACCAUAACUGUAAUUGUGUUUUUCGUGCUAUGCUGUUUUCUGCUAGGGGGAGUAGAGAGCAAUCGUGUCGUGAAGAAUAACGCACCUGGACUCAAUGGAGAAAUUACACAACACAUAUUGCGCAAGAAUACAGUGGGAGAUGAAAAUAAAAAGAAACAAACAAAAGGGAAGAAGGUCCAGCCCAACAGCAAAUCUUCCAACCUAUCGAGAGAAGCAAGAAUACGAGCGAUGGGACCAAACGGAUUAACUGUGAUUAAAAAGAAUACUGAGAGUAAAAUAAGAAUGUUCCAGGGAAAGUUGAACCGCAGUAAAGAUAUAACAGAAACGGAAAAAGAAUUCAAGUUUCAUUUGUUGGAAUUAUUCAUUGAGGAAUUAACAGAAAGUGAGAGAGACAUGUUGGAAGCUCAAGAAGCAUUGAAAAACUCUCUCUUGACUGAUUUCCGUGAUCCUGCAGUUCUAAUGCAAAACAGUAAAAUUAGACUCGAUGCUCUGAGAAUUGCAACAUUGAAGGAAGAACAAAGUUAUAACAGAAUUAAGCAUGUUGAAGAAGCAAUGAAGCUUUACACUGAACAUAGCAAUGACUCCAAGUCAAUGAUGGAUGAGUUUUUGAAAGAAAUCGCCGAUGCAGCAGAUCAGCUUGAAUUGGAUAUUGAAGAUGUGAUUUUGCCGAUGGAGAAUGCUGUGGUAGAUGGAGCACACAUUGAAGCAGUAAUUCACAUGAAAGAGGGAGAAGAACACAUACAGGACGCACACAAUAAUUCUGAUAUUGAUUCCGAGGUAGAAUAUGAUGAACGUUUGGACAUGCUGGUGGACUCACAGAAUAACAAAUUUAUACUAACAAGGCCUAAAGACAUGACGUCACCGAACAUUGAUCAUUAUCUCAUUCUUGACAUUAUAAUGAUUUAUAUUGCGUCAUUCCCGUUUGGUUAUAUUUGUCAAUUCUUUGGUGUGCCUUCGAUAUUUGGAUACAUUAUGGCUGGACUGACACUGGGACCUUCUGGGUUAAACUGGAUUCAAGCUUUGGUUCAAGUUGAAUCCUUUGGGGAAUUUGGAGUUUUCAUGAUCAUGUUCUUUGCUGGCCUUGAAUUUUCUUUGGAAAAAGUCAAGAAAGUCUGGAAGGUUUCUGUGCAAGCUUCUGUGCUAAUCAAUGUGAUAAUGAUAAUAUGUGGUCUGAUCAUCGGUUCUCUACUGAACUACAAUAUUCCUAAAGGAGAAAGUGCAUUUAUUGCUGUUUGUAUGUCAAUGUCCAGCACUCCUCUUGUUGUCAGAUUCCUACAGGAUUCCUCAGCCCAUGAAGCAGUUGAUUAUUCGUCCAUGCCUAUUAGCUAUGUUGGCUUUGCACCUACGUCAAGUCCUGGCGUCACCAAUGCAAUUAUGUACACCACUGUGACAUUGCUUCGUACGAUUGGUUCUCUUGCACUUGUUAUUUUUAUAUUGAUUUUACUGACGAAAUAUUUUGUACCGAAGUUUUUAAAUUUUGUUUCAAAUCAAACAAAGGAAAUUCAACUCUUAGGAGCUCUGAUGUUUAUGUUCCUUUUUCAACUUUCAACAAAUCAAAUUGGGAUUUCCACAGAGCUUGGAUGUUUUCUUGCAGGAUUUCUCAUCAGCAUUUCAAACUAUCAUUCGGUGUUUGAGAAGAUCAUGUCACCAAUCCACGAUUUGUUCGUCAUUUUAUUCUUUGCCACUGUCGGUUUUCAUGUUUUCCCGAAAUUUGUCGUUGUGGAAAUAACGUACUUGGUGUGGCUGACUGCUGCUGUGAUUGGGGGCAAAUACCUGAUCGCUUUGCUUGUUUUACAUUUCACACUUCCGCGCAAACAACGCCAAAUGAAAUGGUUGAUAGCUGGAGGCCUGGCACAAGUUUCGGAAUUUGCAUUUGUCCUCGAGCGAGCUAGGCACUUGAAGAUUGUAACUAGGGAGGUAUUUCUUCUGAUUCUGAGCACCACAACAUUGAGUUUAAUCUUCGCUCCUGUGAUGUGGAAACUAUCCCUGCGGAAGUUUCAGAAAACGAUGCAUAUUACAUAGAGUUCUAAAAAAUUUUGCUGUCACCGCAGGAAAUCUCGCUUCAGGAAAUUUCUCAGCAAAGGGGAAAUUGCCUUUAGUUAAAAAAGAUUCGUUAUUUAAUAAGAGCAUACCUUAACCCUAUAAAUCUAACUGUUUUUUAUUACAAAUACUUGUUCGACAGCAAAAUGCUAAUGAGAUUUUUCUUCUAUGACGUGAUUUCGUCCGGUGAGAUUUAGUGUGUAGAUUUCCUACGGUGAAAUUUCCUGCGGCACAUAUUCCAGACACGAUUACAUAGUGUCAUUGUGGCUUGAUACUGGAUCAACUGUUAUGAGAAUAUUGCAAUAUCGUAUUUUCAUUGGUGAGAUUCAGUCUGCACAACCCCAGUCAAUAGUCUGUAUUUUAUUACUUAUCGAUUUUAAUCGGUAAGUAUGUUGAUAGGUAUUUGUCUGUCUGUAUGUCUGUUAGAUGCACGCGAUAUCUCACGAAAGCGAGAUUGAAUCUGCUUCAGAUUUUGCAUG